Messenger RNA from Fonsecaea nubica, 1710 nucleotides. RefSeq lists its product as hypothetical. The transcript is spliced from 2 exons. Bases 1 to 1710 code for a protein of 569 amino acids. The record is from RefSeq and is a predicted model, not a curated record. NCBI's taxonomy places the organism in Eukaryota, Fungi, Ascomycota, Eurotiomycetes, Chaetothyriales, Herpotrichiellaceae.
AUGCCCGUCACAUCGCUUUCAGAUCGAAAGAUGACGGUCAACUACGCUAUCGACUUACUUAGAGCCCAUCAAAUCCGUCGAGAAAAUGUGUUCCUACACGAGCAGCUCCAGACAUGUGUCAAAGAGGUCGCAAUGUUGCGUGAAGAGAUACGAGAUUCGACCCAACGGCAGACUGCCAUCGAAAACGAGGUCAAGCCCAUCAAGGUGUCCAUUGUCGACCACGAUACGAAAGCCUCUGCCAUUUUCGAGACGCAGGAAACUCGGCUCAACGACCAGGCUCGUGAGCUACGGGCAGUGCGACAGUCGUGCAGAGCGUUGCAAACCGAGACUUCAGAUAUCAAGGCGUCCUAUCACGACGCACAAACGGUCCAGCAGACACAAAUAGCAAUUGUCGAGAAGCAGACGGAAACCCUCGAGAAUCUGCAAAGAGCUCUUGAUUCCAAGGCAGAUACCGCACUCGUCAAAGUGUUGGAAAGUCGCGUGAACAAACUCUGGAGUGAUCAAAAUGCUGGCAUCGUUGUAAUAGACUCAGUCAGCCACGUUUCAGAGACUGCAGAGCAUGAAUCGGUCCAGGUUCGGGAUUCCCUCCCUGACCGUUCUGAACCUCAGCAGGCUCGAGAGAUGACACUCCCAAACGAUCUCGACCUCGACGCCAAUGCUCACACGAUCAGCUAUGCUGGUUAUGAGUGCCGCGCAGCGGAGCCGUCCCUCAGAAUGUUGUCACCACUCCCCAUAGAGGCGUCGCGGCUCGCCGAGAUCAAGACCCUCCGGCAGAGAAGAUUUGACGGCUGGGACCAUUACUACGACCAAGGUCAGGAACUCGUCCAAGCCUUGCCGCAGGACUUCGAAGAGACAAUCAUACACCAUUUUGUGGAGGGACUCUAUCAAACCACCCAUAGAAAACAGUGUCAGCAGUGGCUUGACUCGAGUGGAUGGACUUGGGCCAACGUUACCGCCUUUGGAAAUCUAUGCUCACAACUUCUUGCCAACGACACAUCGGUGGAAACUUCGCGUCCGAGACAGAUAGACGCAGGGCUUGCUGCAGUCGGUAAGUCAGGACAGCGUGUCGAUGGCGUGGGCAAGGAGGCGAAAAACGGCAAAGUACCACGAGACACUGUCGAUGCACCGCUGCGACGAAGCCAACGCGUGGCCCAGAAACAAAAUCUCCAAACGCAGACGGAAAAACGGCACGAAGUCGAAUCAAACAGAGGUCCGCCGGCUCACAGGACAAGACGGGACAUCACUCAGGGAUCGAGGCUCAAGACCAAUCCUGGCAAGGUCCCCGAUGAGGCGCAGAGACAGCGGCAGGCUGUCGACGCCACGGAACCGCGAGCGCCGCCUCAGAAAUCUGCAAAGGUGACUGCAAACCCCCAGGAGACAGGCGCCGCAAAAACCACGACCUUCUCAGCAAAGCGUCGUGAAAGCCACAAGAGGAGAGCCGUCGUCAACGAAACUGAUCACUCAGCAAAGCAACCGAAGCCUCGCCCGACAGCGCCUCCAAAUCAUCACAUCUCCCCCAAACUUGUGUCAUUCCGCGGACAAAAUGCAGAGUUAAUGGAAGAAAGCAGCAAUGACGAGGGGUUUCUGCACAAUGACCCCAAGCCUUCAUUUCCCACGAGAGUACGUCAACGGGCAGGGCACAGAAAGAGAGGACUACCUCUGCCACCUCCACCAGAGAUCCCUAUUCUACCUACCACAGACGAAGAGUAG